AAUCCGUCCAAUAAUCUUUUCCCUUCGGUCGUACAUAUGUGAACAAACGAAGUAGCCCCUUCUGUAGAACUGCGUUUCUCCGUGCUGCUGCAAUAGCUCGAAAUUGUCUGCGCGACAGCUGAGAAUUCUCGCUUGUGGAGAAGGCUAACGACGCCUUAAAGGGCUGAUAGGGAGGUAAAGAACCAAAAUGCAGCAGAGGAGGUCUUUGACGGGACGUCCAAGUGGAACGGACGGUUCGGAUUUCUCCUUCCGUAUGAUUGUCGACUCGCGUAAGCUCCUGUCCAUCCAUAUUUGCUGUCUGCUUUUCAUUUGGUUAUUGUCUUGCCUAUCAUUUGGAUAUCAAAAAGUAGCCCGAGGGAGGUCUCAGUUACAAACAUUGAUCUCAAUUCAGGCUGUUAUCCAAUUAAUUAGGGCGGUGUGUCUAGUUCUAUCGAUUUUGAAGGGGAAUGUCCCCAAUCCACUCGCUGUAUCAUCUCUCGCUACAACCUUUCUAUCAAUAAUUGUUGGAGAAUUAGGUAGAAGACGAAGUCGAGUAAAUUUCUUGAGAUUUUACAUAUUUGCAGCAGCUGCAGUGAUACUUUUAUCUAUCGCCUGUCUUGGCAAGGGAGAUUUAAAAUUGGAGGACAUCCUUAAUGUCCACCUCGAAAUAAAGAAGUUUGAAUUUCUUGAAGCUGCAAGUGUUGUUCUUGGCCUACUGGUCCAGAUAUUUGCUGUCAAAACGACUGUUUCGCUCAUUAGCAACAUGUCUCCACCCAAGAGAACUUCAUAAGGGUGUGAUGUCAACUUGCUAUCAAUUUGGGUUAAACAGGCGAGUUCUGCUUUCCUUGUGUGUGCCAUACGUCUAUGAGUAUGGCUCAUCCGGCAUUACAAACAGCAAGAAGCUAGCACUUUGCUUUGCAAGUAAGCUGCACAAUGGACUUGUUGGUGCUCGUAAUUUGAAGAUAUUGGUUUACUGUGCUUGACUCUUGGUAUCAAUUUGGUGACCUUCAGCUGUCAAUUAGAGAAGUUAGUUUUCUUUGAAGCAAUUUUGGCAGUCACUGGACAUAAAUCCAUAUGGAGGAAACAAGUUUUAAUACUACUUGACAAUUAUGAAAACGGGCUUGUAGAAAAAACAACCGAAACCGACUCUUGACUACAUGAUUUUGAAGUACGAGGCACCCUCGUUAGAGAUGGGACUAUGAAACUGGGUAGUUGCUGAAUUCAUAUGCACCAUUAAAUGUCAAGUGUUCCAGCAUUUUAUUUUGCCAAGUUUAUCUAUGUUUGGAUUCUUUCUGUUUGAGUGAUGGAAAUUUGGGCCAGUAGCUUA
Messenger RNA from Rhodamnia argentea, 1306 nucleotides. RefSeq lists its product as uncharacterized. Gene Ontology annotation, cellular component: endoplasmic reticulum membrane. The coding region runs from base 188 to 769 and encodes 193 amino acids. The record is from RefSeq and is a predicted model, not a curated record. Gene Ontology annotation, biological process: vesicle-mediated transport; endoplasmic reticulum organization. Lineage: Eukaryota; Viridiplantae; Streptophyta; Magnoliopsida; Myrtales; Myrtaceae. The transcript is spliced from 7 exons.